Messenger RNA from Macaca mulatta (Rhesus monkey), 7139 nucleotides. It is a transcript of the gene TM7SF3, whose product is annotated as transmembrane 7 superfamily member 3. NCBI's taxonomy places the organism in Eukaryota, Metazoa, Chordata, Mammalia, Primates, Cercopithecidae. Gene Ontology annotation, cellular component: plasma membrane. The record is from RefSeq and is a predicted model, not a curated record. Gene Ontology annotation, biological process: negative regulation of programmed cell death.
UGCCCCAGCGCCGCCCGCGCCCGGAGACCCGCCGCAGUGACGCAGCGAGAGCCCGGGAGGAGGCGCGGGAACGCGCGCCUGGGGUCAGGUGCCGGAAGAGGAAACCUCUCGCUGGCGCUAGGAGUGCGGCGGGGCGCGCGCCGGCGGCUGCGGAGCUGGCAGGUGCUAGGCGUCUGCACCUGGCAGGCGAUGACGCCCGGUGCGGACGCCCCGGGAUAGCGCGGGCGAGGCUGCGGGGCCCCGGCGCGCACGCCCGCAUCCCUCCCUGGCCCUGGCGUGGGCCCAGCCCGGCCCUGGCAGCAAUGGGGCUCCUGCAGCUGCUGGUCGUAGCGGUGCUGGCAUCCGAACGCCGGGUGGCGGGUGCAGCCGAGGUCUUCGGGAACUCCAGCGAGGGUCUUAUUGAAUUUUCUGUGGGGAAAUUUAGAUACUUCGAGCUCAAUAGGCCCUUUCCAGAGGAAGCUGUUUUGCAUGAUAUUUCAAGCAAUGUGACUUUUCUUAUUUUCCAAAUACACUCGCAGUAUCAGAAUACAACCGUUUCCUUUUCUCCGACUCUCCUUUCCAAUGCCUCGGAAACAGGCACUGCCAGUGGACUGGUUUUCAUCCUUAGACCGGAGCAGAGUACAUGCACUUGGUACUUGGGGACUUCAGGCAUAGAGCCUGUACAGAAUAUGGCUAUCCUACUCUCCUACUCAGAAAGAGAUCCUAUCCCUGGAGGCUGUAAUUUGGAGUUUGAUUUAGAUAUUGAUCCCAACAUUUACUUGGAGUAUAAUUUCUUUGAAACGACUAUCAAGUUUGCCCCGGCAAACCUAGGCUACGCGAGAGGUGUAGAUCCCCCGCCAUGUGAUGCUGGGAUGGACCAGGACUCCCGGUGGAGGUUGCAGUAUGAUGUCUAUCAGUAUUUUCUGCCUGAGAAUGACCUCACUGAGGAGAUGUUGCUGAAGCAUCUGCAGAGGAUGGUCAGCGUGCCCCAGGUGAAGGCCAAUGCUCUCAAGGUGGUUACCCUAACAGCUAAUGAUAAGACAAGCGUUUCCUUCUCCUCCCUCCCGGGACAAGGUGUCAUAUACAAUGUCAUUGUUUGGGACCCGUUUCUAAAUACAUCUGCUGCCUACGUUCCUGCUCACACAUAUGCUUGCAGCUUUGAGGCAGGAGAGGGUAGUUGUGCUUCCCUAGGAAGAGUGUCUUCCAAAGUGUUCUUCACUCUUUUCGCCCUGCUUGGUUUCUUCGUUUGUUUCUUUGGACACAGAUUCUGGAAAACAGAAUUAUUCUUCAUAGGCUUUAUCAUCAUGGGAUUCUUCUUUUACAUACUGAUUACAAGACUGACACCUAUCAAGUAUGAUGUGCAUCUGAUUCUGACAGCUGUCGCUGGAAGCGUCGGUGGGAUGUUCUUGGUAGCUGUGUGGUGGCGAUUUGGAAUCCUCUCGAUCUGCAUGCUCUGUGUUGGACUAGUGCUGGGGUUCCUCAUCUCAUCAGUGACUUUCUUUACUCCACUGGGAAACCUAAAGAUUUUUCAUGAUGAUGGUGUAUUCUGGGUCACUUUCUCUUGCAUAGCUAUCCUCAUUCCAGUAGUUUUCAUGGGCUGCCUAAGAAUACUGAACAUACUGACCUGUGGAGUCAUUGGCUCCUAUUCGGUGGUUUUAGCCGUUGGCAGUUACUUGUCCACAAGCCUUUCCUACAUCACUUUGAAUGUACUCAAGAGAGCGCUCAACAAGGAUUUCCACAGAGCUUUCACAAAUGUGCCUUUUCAAACUAAUGACUUUAUUAUCCUGGCAGUAUGGGGCAUGCUGGCUGUAAGUGGAAUUACAUUACAGAUUCGAAGAGAGAGAGGACGACCGUUCUUCCCUCCCCACCCAUACAAGUUAUGGAAGCAAGAGAGAGAGCGCCGAGUUACGAACAUUCUGGACCCUAGCUACCACAUUCCUCCACUGAGAGAGAGGCUCUAUGGCCGAUUAACUCAGAUCAAAGAGCUCUUCCAGAAGGAGCAGCCAGCUGGAGAGAGAACGCCCCUGCUUCUGUAGAUGUCCAGGGGUUUGGUUAGUGUGCCUCAGCUUUGGAGUUCAUGCCUGGAGUGAUUCAGCAGUCUCUGGUGCAAGUCUAAUAAGAGAUCAGGCAUAUAGAUCUGUGCUUUGCAUAAUAUUAUGGUGCCCUUAUUGAUAUAUGGUAAGGGUAUACUAGGGGAUUAGGAUGAUUCUAAGAGAAUGAGAAAGAUGGCCAAAAGGUUGGUGGUAGGGAGGCUUUUCCUUAUUUCCAAAUACUUGAGAAAUUACCUUUUGGUUUACAAAUCUAUGAUCAACUUAUUCCAUUAAAUAGAUACAUUUAGAAAAUUAAAAACUGAUUCUCCUGCAGAGCCCUGGUGUUUCUUUUUAUAGCCCCUUGAAACAAGUCUCUCACCUGAGUUUGUCUAAACUUUUGGAGGGAGUUUAUUAUUGAGUCUUUAUUUGUGACAGUAUUUGGACAUUUAGGGAUUUGAUACUUAGGCCUUUGAAUUUUAGAAUACAAAAAGAGAAGCAGGCCAGGCAUGGUGGCUCACACCUGUAAUCGCAAUUCUGGGAAGCCAAGGUGGGAGUAUCGCUUGAGUCCAGGAGUUUGAGACCAACAUGGGCAACACGACAAGACCCCAUCUCUACAAAAAAAUUAAAAAAUUAGCCAGGCAUGGUGGCAUGUGCCUACUCCCAGCUCCCAAGGAGACUGAGAUAGAAGGAUCUCUUGAGCCCUGAAGAUUGAGGCUACAAUAAGCCACUGCACUCCAGCUUGGGUGACAGAGACCCUAUCUCAAAAAGCGAAAGAAAAAAACAAAAGCAACUUAUUUUCUUACUAAAAGCAGUCUGAUUACUUAGUUGCAUGUCCUUCUUAGUAUCAUACAUUAUCCAAAAGUUACCCUUUUGUUUAAAAAUUUUUAAAUCGUGAUAAAAUACACAUAAAAUUUACCUUCUUAUUCAUGUUUAAGUGUACAAUUCAGGAGGUUCCCUUUGUUUUUGCCUUUUAUGGCUUAAAAUGGUCAUUGAAAUAGCUAAAUUAUUAUUUGAAAAUAGGCCAAUUUAUAUAGAUAAUAGAAUUUUACAAGGGUGAUUUAUUUAUAUUCCAAAUAAAGGCGCCCCCUUUUUUUCAAGGCCUUUUAAAAUACUGUCAACAGGUGAUCUUUAACUGCAUUAGAUGACAUAUGGCUUAUGUUUGUUUUUAGGAAAUAACCCCCACCUUAAUCAAUAUUGCCUACCGGGUGCGGUGGCUCACGCCUAUAAUUGCAGGAUUUUGGGAGGUCAAGGUGAAUGGAUCACCUGGGAUCAGGAGUUCAAGACCAGCCUGGCCAACAUAGUGGUCUCUACUAUAUUCUAGUAUAGUAGAAUAUAUACUCCUAUACCCCAUCUCUACUAAAAAUACAAAAAUUAGCUGGGCAUUGUAAUGCAGGUGCCUGUAAUCCCAGCUACUCAGGAGGCUGAGGCAGGAGAAUUGCUUGAACCCAGGAGGCAGAGGUUGCAGUGAGCCAAGAUCAUGCCACUGCACUCCAGCCUGGGCAACAGAGUGAGACUCUGUCUCAAAAUAAAUAAAUAAAUAAAUAAAUAAAUAAAUAAAUAAAUAAAUAAGUCUAUAUUGCCAUUAAUAAGAAAACCUUAGAAAAAUUUGUACUUCAUAGUUCUUUCUGCUCAGUUAGCUGUGUUAGCAUUAGUAUAAAAUAUAACUCUUAAUAAUUUCUUUUCUGUACAAAGCCUUUGUACAGAAAGGCUUCAUCCUUAAAGUGAUGAGGGUGGAGUCAAAAAGGAUUCAGGCGUUUAGAGGAGCUGCUUUUCAUUAUGACCUUGGAGAGUCCCCUCAGUUUUGACACCCUUGUUUCACCACAAGAAAGCACCCGACACCCUGGGUUGCAUACUUACUACUCAGGGGCUUUCCCCCCAGCUUUCAGAGCACUAAAUUAUUGUGAGCUGGUACCUCUGCAGGCCUGAGUAUUAGGGUUGGUGAACGCUGUUGCAUACACAUUUGUGAGUUAACCACUAUUUAAAUGAUGCUGCUUUUUAAAGUUUUUUCAAAGUACAAUAGGUUUUUGAAGUUUCAGGUAACUGGAAAAAUCUUUAACUUUUACUUUAAGUGUUUGGGGCAGGAUAAAACAACAUACAAAAUAUAAAACAAUUUUUGCUUUGAAAAAUUCAAUGCAGGUGACCAUUUACUGCUUAUUCUGUAAUGCUUACUGUCUAUAACCAACUUCAGUAACACUGAAACUUGAUGAAAAGUUUUUUAAAAUUAUUUACUGUAGGGACAAGGUUAUAUGGAAUGUUUGUGAGUUGGUUUCUACACCAUCUGAAUGUACCGCCAGUGAAGACUGUAAAGACACAACACACUAUUUAGGAGGGAGGAUACAAAUUGUUUAAAAUUUUUCAUAAUUUGUGAAUGAUAAAAAGUUUGUAUAGUUUUUAUAAUAAAUCCCUAUUUUGAAAAAAAUGCUAAAAAGCUUCAUUAAAUACUUUCAUAAAUUUUUUCAGAUUAUAUUUGUACAAUAGCAACAAGACACAAGGAAUUUCAUAGCUAUAAAAAAGUUAUUUAAUAUGGGCAAACAAUAUAGUUCUUCAUUUUUAAAAAAUCACAAAGAUAAUUAACAGGAAGUGAAACCUGGGGCAAUGUGUUAAAAGAUUAAUUUGGUGUUAUUAGCACUUCAGGUGUGUCAAACUAAAGAAAAGUAGUAGUUAACAGGAAACGCUGUUGAACUGUUCUUUAAAAUGUUUUCAGAAAUUUCUGAAAAUUUUAUGUUAUAGGUUAGCUACCAGAUUGCCAAACCAUACUAGGUAUAUUGUACCACAGGCCAGUUGAGUUUUCUGUAGCAGGUGAAAUAGAAAACUGAUUCCAACAAAGAAAUUGCUAGAAUAUUAAACCUUCAAAGGACUUUAGAGAUCAUGUUCACUGACCUCUUUAUUUAAUACCUGAGGAAAUUCUUAAAUUAAUGAUAUGAAGUCACAGAGUUAUCAAGAAGUAACAGUGCUCAGACCAAAACUGGGAUGCCUGACUCCCUAUCCAAAUGUGCUUUACACUCGUCAUGAUGAAGAUGUAAAGCACCAGGUAUUUUCUAUUUUCUUCUGCUGAUGAAUUGAUAGGAUGUUUCUAAUAUAAAUAUUACUUUUUAUUGUUCUUUUUGAAAAUUAUUAAUUUUACACAGUGAUAGCAUGUUUUUCCAAGUUAAUUCUCUGAAGUAAUGGACCAUUUAUUUCAAAUGAUUGGUACAUAAUAUUUAAAAUUUCCAAUAUCCAUAUCUCCACAGCAUCAUCUGUAGAAACUUGGUCCAAAGUUCACUCCUAGGUGAUGUACUUAAUAACUGUUAGUAACAUUCAUUCAAACCCAGAGUUCUUGGCUCUAAUUUCCUGAGAACAGGGACUUGCCCUAAGGCACAGCCCCUCAUUGUACCCCAGCCCUUGUUGGGAGGGCAGCUAUCUAUGGUUUUCUGAUAAACUAAGCUGUGCCCCCCAACAAAUUUAUAUGUCGAAUCCCUAACACCCAGUACCUCAGAAUGUGACCUUAUUUGGAGAUGGGGCCUUUAAAGAGGUUCCAAAUUAAAUUGAGACUAUUACAGUGGGUCCUAAUCCAAUCUGACUAGUGUCUUUGUAAGAAGGGGAGAUUAGGGCACAGAAACACCAGGUGCAUGUGCUCACAGGGGAAAAACAGUGUGAAGAACAACAAGAAGGUAGCCAUCUGCAAGCAGAGGAAACCAUCCCUGCUGGCACCUUGGUCAUGAACUUCCAGCCUCCAGAACUGUGAGAAACGUACUUCUGUUGUUUAAGCCAUUCAGUCAGUGGUAUUUUGUUAUGUCAAAAGAAUUCACGUUGCAAACCUUUUUACCCUGAUUGUUGAUUGAAAUGCCUCUUGGCAAUUUGGCCAUUGUAUUUGCAAGGACCACUCUUUAUGAAAUUGACACAAAGAGGGGCUUAAGUUAGUGGGAAAUCUGGACUUACCCAGGGACUACCAUGUAAUCAUUACACUGGAGAGGCUGGUAGGUCUGGAUCAAGCUUAAGAUUUUUUAAAAAAUUGUUAUACAGGAGUGGUGUGGUGGCUCACACCUGUAAUCCCAGCACUUUGAGAGGCCGAGGCAGGCAGAUUACUUUAAGUCAGAAGUUCUAGACCAGCCUGGCCAACAUGGUGAAACCCUAUCUCUACUAAAUAUAUAUAUAUAUAUAUAUAUAUAUAUAUAAAAAUAAAUGAGCCAGGCAUGAUGGCACACACCUGUCAGCUACUUGGGAGGCUGAGGUGGAAGAAUCACUUGAACCCAGAGGGUGAAGGCUGCAGUGAGCCAAGAUUGCACUAUUGCACUCCAGCCUGGGCAACAAAGCAAGACACUGUCUCAAAAAAAUACAUAAAAAUUAUAUAUAUAUAUGAUAGUGAGGCUUUGACUUAUAUCUCACAUUCACUCAUUAAAUAUUUGUUGAGUUCCUGUAUGCCAGGCAAUGCCUUAAGCACUAGGAGAUGGAAAACACAGGCAUGGUCUUUGCUGUCUGGGACUGGAGUGAAGUGAGACAGAUACUAAAACAGUUACACAAGAUGUAUAAUAUGCAAUGAAAAUGUAUAAUGGGGUAAGGGUAGAAAGUGGGAUGCCAGGGAAGGAGUCCUUGAGGAAGUGACAUUCCAGCUGAAACUUGGAGGUUGAGUAGGAGUAGCCAAAAGUAUGUCCCAUGUAGGAGGGGGAGUAUUAACAGAAGCCUCAAGGCCUCCCCUUCUCAUUGUGGAGAGCUAUAAAACCAACACAUGCCAAUUGUAACCUUGGGUCUGCAACCUAAGUGUAACUCUUAAAACCAAGUUUUGUUAAAUCUCACACUGACAAUGCUGAUAACAAGGUUAUCUUCGCAUGUACAGAAUAAGGAUGAGACAAGAUCAACCACUCUUCUGCCUACCCUGAGACAGAUGGAUAAUUGAGUCUUUACUACCUUUUUUCAGUUUACCUUAUCUUAUAUGAAACAUAGAUUUACUGAGCAUUAAUCAGAGCCUCACAAGAAGGUAAUCAUUUGCCUCACUGCCUAACCCCUCUCCCUUUUCCCUCCUCACUCUCUCCCGUAAAUAAUGAGUUUCCAAAACCCUCUUUAGAAAGCUCAGGUCACAGAUGCUCAUGUGACUUGCAUUUUUUCCCUGGCAUGUCUUUAAACUUUGGCUCAAUAAACCUGAUUUAUCAAAGA